Molecule: messenger RNA, 3850 nt
Organism: Lolium perenne
Lineage: Eukaryota; Viridiplantae; Streptophyta; Magnoliopsida; Poales; Poaceae
Product: putative pentatricopeptide repeat-containing protein At5g40405
Biological process (GO): RNA modification
Molecular function (GO): protein binding; zinc ion binding; RNA binding
Source: RefSeq, a predicted model, not a curated record
CAAUACGACCACUGCCAUAACAGAAACACGAGCCUUCUUCCGUCGUGACAUGCCACCGGCGCCAUGGCCGACCCCUCGCUCCGUCCGGCAAGCCACCCAACUCCACGCCCUCCUCACAGCUUCCGGCCGUCUCCUCCACCAGCCCUCCGCCGCGCACCUCCUCAACUCGCUCGCCAACUGCAUUCAUCCUGCCGACCCGCUCCACCUCCGCUACGCGCUCAGCCUGUUCGACCGAAUGCCCAGCUCCACCUUCCUCUUCGACACCGCCCUCCGCGCUUGCUUCCGCGCCUCCUCUGACCCCGAACACCCGAUCCUCCUCUACCGCCGGAUGCGCCGCACGGGCGUCCCUCCCGACGCCUUCACGUUCCACUUCCUUUUCAAGUGCUGCGCCCGCGGCCACGCGCACGUCCUCCUGUGCCAGAUGCUGCAUGCCGCGUGCUUCCGAACAAUGCUUCCCUCGGCUCUGCCGCUCAUUGCUAGCUCCGUCAUCCACAUGUACGCUGAGCUUGGGCUCCCUCGUGAUGCCUGCCGGGCUUUCCACGAGAUUCCUAUCAAGGACUCGGUUGCCUGGACGAUGGUCACCUGUGGGCUGGCAAAGAUGGGGCUGCUCGAUGAUGCGCGGCGCCUUCUGGCGCAGGCUCCGGCGAGGAACGUGGUGUCGUGGACCGGUUUGAUUUCCGGGUACUCACGUGCUGGCCGGGCAGCUGAGGCCGUGGACUGCUUCAACAGGAUGCUUUCUGAUGGCAUUGCACCGGAUGAGGUUACCGUGAUUGGCGUACUCUCUGCAUGUGCGCAGCUCAAGGAUUUGGCUUUUGGACGCUCGUUGCACAUGCUGGUUGGGGAGAAGAGGAUGUUGAUGGGGGACAAGCUUGUGGUUGCGCUCAUCGACAUGUACGCUAAGUGUGGUGACAUUGGCCGUGCACGAGAGAUUUUUGAUACUUCAGGUAGGGGCCGAGGACCCCAGCCUUGGAAUGCUAUGAUUGAUGGGUACUGCAAACUAGGCCAGGUUGACGUUGCGCGAUCUUUGUUUGAUCAGAUGGGGGACCGUGAUCCCAUCACAUUUAACUCGUUGAUCACUGGGUACAUCCAUUGUGGUCAGCUUAGGGAAGCGAUGAUUCUGUUCGGGCAGAUGAGGAGACAUGGUUUGCGUGGUGAUAAUUUUACCAUGGUGAGCCUUCUAACUGCUUCAGCAAGCUUAGGUGCAUUGCCACAGGGCAGGGCCCUGCACGCUUGCAUCGAGCAGAGGCUGGUGGAAGCAGAUGUUUACCUCGGUACGGCACUCUUGGACAUGUACAUGAAGUGUGGGAGGGUACAAGAGGCGUCUGCUGUUUUCCAACGGAUGAGUAUGAGAGAUGGGCACACUUGGGGCGCCAUGAUUGGAGGUCUUGCAUUCAAUGGGAUGGGUAAGGCUGCUCUGGAGCACUUCUUCUGGAUGAAGUGUGAUGGCUUCCAUCCCAAUUCAGUCACAUACAUUGCUGUUCUGACUGCAUGUAGCCAUUCAUGUCUACUGGAAGAAGGUCGUCUCUACUUUGAUGAGAUGAGAUUGUUGUACAAUAUGCAUCCCCGAAUUGAGCACUAUGGCUGCAUGAUAGAUUUGCUGGGCCGCAGUGGACAUCUUGAUGAAGCUAUGGAUCUUGUGCGGACCAUGCCAAUGCAGCCAAAUGCUGUCAUAUGGGCCUCCAUCCUGAGUGCUUGCAGGGUUCACAAGGACGUUGACCUAGCACAGAAUGUUGCAGAUCAUCUUCUGAAGCUAGAGCCAGAUGAGGAUGCUGUCUAUGUUCAGAUGUACAACAUUUACAUCGAUUCUAGAGAGUGGGAAAAUGCAUCAAAAAUAAGGAGAUUGAUGGAAGACAGGGGUGUCAAGAAGACUGCAGGUUACAGCUCAAUUGCUGUGGCUGGGCAGGUACAUAAGUUUAUAGUUGGUGACCGAUCACAUCCACAGAUAAUGGAGAUCAUUGCAAUGAUGGAGGAGAUCACACAUAGGUUAAAGUCAGUGGGAUAUUCACCUAUCACGUCGCAGAUAACAGUUGAUGUUGAUGAGGAAGAGAAAGAACAGGCACUGCUGGCACACAGUGAAAAAUUGGCCAUUGCUUUUGGCCUCAUUAGUCUGGCACCAAACCUGCCGGUUCAUAUCAUAAAGAACCUCCGGGUCUGCGAGGACUGCCAUUCUGCAAUCAAGCUGAUUUCAAAGCUUUGGAACCGUGAAAUCAUUGUUAGAGACCGAAGUCGGUUCCAUCACUUCAGGAACGGAGCAUGUUCUUGCAAUGAUUUUUGGUGAUUUUUGUAUGGCGCUGAUCCUGGGGUUAAGCUUGAAGGAUGAGGAAACACUAAAAAUAAACUAUUUCAUAAAGCUUUGGAAUAGCUGUCUGGUCUUGAUUUCCAGUGGUCAAAGGAAAAAGGGUUGGUUGUUUCACAGUAUGAAUACCAAUUGACCCACUGGAUAUGUGCUCCUCUUCACACGGUAAUGCUCAUUACACACCCAUACUCCAGGUGGAGAUCCAAGUGAGGGAAGUGAAUGUUAUUCAUGGUUUUAUAGUGACUUCUUGCAGGCCAGCCCAGUGACUUCGAACCUAAGUGUGUGUGCGGGGGAACAGGCCUUCCCAUGGACUCCGGUGGCUUCUUUUCUGUGGCACUUCAGAGUUAUAAAAUGUAGACAAGUAGGUGGCGCAUCCGUGGCCCUGCAGCCGCGAUUUCAUCGUCCUCACUUAGCGAGGCAAAGUCAAAUUCCUUUUGCUGCCUCUACCGAGGUCAAGAAUUCACUUUUAUGGAGCUGCAAAGCACAUGGUGAAAAUGUGAAGGGAAAAGAGCUGCAGACAUGCUGAUAUAUAUUGGAAAAGAAAGAGUGAUAUCUAGGAGGAACUAGGCAUCGAUUUAAUUCAAUGUAGAGCUGAGGUCAAACCGAGGCUUGGUAAGCCAUCAUCUGUGGUGCUGCUAAUCAGAAGCCCCUGGGUGACUUCUCUAGAUGUUGGGAGAAUACAUCGAGCCACCAUUUUGCAGGUAUCAGACUGCUUUUACAAUUAUGCAGGCAAGAAAAAAAAUGCUGCGAGGAUUAAAGAAAUGACAUGUGGGCAAGAAGCCAAGAAGCGAAGGUUGGUGUCUAUAGGUUUAUCUGUUUGAGCCGUCUAAGUUUAGUCGUGCUUGAGAUGGAAAGCAUAUCAAUGCGAUAGUUGGUUACUCUCUUCAUCCUAGUGAUUUGGCAAGAAUCUGAUCCUUGCACCUCAUUAUUCUUCCUGCUGAUCUUUAUUUGUAUGAUGGAACAUGCCCAAUGCAAGUUGCCUUCCGUAUUGGUUUGGGUCUCGAAUCAGUGGUCUGAUCUGAACACUGUCACCUGCCAGCCGUAUCCUUGAUUGUUCCCACGGGUCUGAACCUUGAGCAGUGCUUCCAUGCUUGAGUAUGGAUGGGAACUUGACUUGCUUCUGUAUGCUUAUCUUCAGCCAUCUGUGUCGAUCUUGGCUUCACUGGCGUGUGGAGUUUCAGCUCUUAAUCUGGGUUCUGUGUUGUUGAUUCAGCUGCUUGCCUGAACGUUGCAGCGAACUGUUGUGUGCUGAACAUAUAGGGGUACUGAAGCAAAUGAGAAAAGUCAUUGCAGAUCUGAGUACAGGCACAAGCUACAUGAGCUUGGUAUAAUGUUACUGCAGUGCAGGGAAUGGAUGGAGCAUUUCGGUGUGGUGGGAUGGGGUGGUCUGGUACGGUACAGGAGAGCCGGUGCAGGAAGAUGCUGGCAUGAGCCUCUCCACUAGACCCCCUUUUGCAAUUUCUUUUGGCAUAAAUUCUUGUCUCCAAAGCUUAUAAUGCGCCCUUUGUAUUAUACUAUAAUUUAUCCUUCACCAGCAAUCUGGUUUCUAUUUUA